UAGCAGUUUCAACCUCUUAGACUUCACAGCACUCGGCUGUAAGGCUGCUUUGGUGAAAGGCUAAUGAGCAUAGUCAGGUCGGCAGUGGUGAAGCUGUGGGUUUUGCUUCUUUCUCUGUGCAACCGCUUCACAAGUGUUUCAGUUUCAAAGCCCCAUUUCCCACACAGUGUUUGUUGGAUUUCAUAAAUCUGGGCGGAAUUGUGCUAGUGAAGAAAAAAGUUCAUGCUUGUUUCCACUGCUCAGCCCAGGUACUCUAGCCACCUUCCCACGGAAACGUUUUGAUUGACUUAGGCUGCGAUUCCGUGCAUGUUUACUUAGUGGUAAGCCAUGCUGAAUGCAAUUGCUCAUACCUCUGAAUAAACGUGCAUGGAAUUGGGAUGUUAGAGAUUGUACAGCAAUCUCUUGUGUGAACUUCUAGAAGCCCUUACAAUGACAGACAGACAAAACAGUCGGCACAGCCUAGAGCACACAACUGGCAGUUAAAUGGCUGCUUCCAUUCGGGACAGCAGGAUGUGCAAACUUUGAAACAUGAACAGCAUCACCCAUGUCCCGUGUUCAGAGCUGACUUGGCUUGUCGUGGAGCUCAGUGCCCAACGCUUCCCAACUGACUUCCCCACAAGGCAUUUUUAAAGUACCUAGAAUGGCCAACAAGAAAGAACCUCCUUUCUACAAUGAUAAUAACAUGGGACCAUGCCAUUACAAAUUUGCUUUCUAUGAGACUAUGGAGCUCUUCAUUGAAACGCUAACAGGAACAUGCUUUGAGUUGCUGGUAUCUCCUUUUGAAACAGUAAUUUCUGUGAAAACUAAAAUCCAGAGAUUGGAAGGUAUCCCCGUAUCUCAGCAACACUUAAUCUGGAAUAAUGUAGAGCUGGAGGACGACUAUUGCUUGAAUGAUUACAACAUUUCAGAGGGCUGCACUUUGAAGUUGAUAUUGGCAAUGCGAGGUGGACCUAUUAAUACUAGACGAGUUCCCGUGGGAGACCCAAUUAGGGAAAUAACAGAAUACAUGGAUCCCAGUCGUGACGAUAUUUGGGAGAAGGUUCCAUCCAGCAAACAGGUUACCUUCUUAGUAUACCGCGAAGGAGAUCAACUGAAUUUUUUCCGUAUUAUAGACAAGGGAGAUGGAACUUUAACACCAUUGUCUGAAUCGUUAAGUGGUGGUUCUGUUUAUAAUUUGUAUGCGGAUGAUGAAGAUGAUACAGAGGCAUCUCCUUCUGGUGAACAGAUUAUUGAGAAUUCUAUUACGAUGAAUAAAAUGAAGCUUCUUAGAGCAAAGAUGGAGAACAUGAAUCUGAGUAAAAAGCCUAAAAAAACGAUUAAAGUGAACCCCCACCCUCCAUUGGCUCCUCGCCCAUCUAGUGGCUCAGUCACAGCUGCCCACCAGAAAUUUUUGCGAGCGCUCCGCCGUAUGGGACAACCGUGCCUACCUCCUAGGAAUUCAAAUACCUCAGACUUUUCUCAAAAUGCACUUUCGUUUUUAACAUCUGCUGGCAGAAGGAUGCCAUCCACUAGUACUGACUUCGUGAAGGAAAAUGACAGGUGGGAGACCGCUCCACAGUCACUUAGCAGCCUCAGGCUGCCCCCUAAAAUUCCACGCGUGGAAAAAGAAGAUCCAAAGCUUCCUCCAAACAGCGUGGUUCUUCCGGUCCCUGCUCCACUUAGGCACCCUGGGAGAAAUAUAGAUAACAGUUCGGCAACAAACGAAGCUGGUCCUUUCUUAUAUCCAAAUCUCACCAAUGUAAAGCUGUAUGCUGCAGAAGAAAAAGUUAUACCAAACUCUGACGCUUUUGCCUUGUUAGCUGAACCAUGCAGUGAUUUAUAUGGAAUAGGAAAAGUCAACACGGAGCUCCAUUUAUCUGAGGGGGAUGAGGACUCUGCUUCUUCAGAUCUUCCAAACAAGACAAUUACAAAACUCCUGACCCCUGCAGCAGCAGCAGCAGCGGAUACUAGUAUUCUUAAUUCUUGCGAACUAAGUCCCCAGAAGAACACACAGUUGUCGCCUCUUCACUGCUCCGCACAGAUGACACGUUACAGUCCUCGGAAACCUCCAGCUCAGUCCAAGUUUUUCGAGGUUGGUAACUUGAGGCCUGCUGCCUCACCAAAUGUUCUGCGCUCCUUGGAGUUGCACAAUUUAGCCGACUCCUCAUACCCAAGGACUUCCAAAUUCCACGGUGUAGGUUUAGACUCGCCCGGCAAAAGACCCGACCUCCUUUCUAAAAUGGAGGCACGGGAAGUCACAGAAGUAGCAGUCAAGGCAUCCAAAGAUCCUGUUGUCUCUGUAAAUAACGUGGGGUUCCUAAGUUCGCUGGCCCGGAGCACAAACAGAGAUGCCUUGCAGAAUUCCUGUGGAACAAGCAGGUUUCGGACUUCUGGUAUUGCGCGGACUGCAAACCUCCAACAUUUUCAAGGAGAAAGCUACAACAUGGCCGCUCCCCACAAUGAAAUGCCCGGAUACUUCCUAUCUCCUGGACUUGGAUUGAAUGGAAGUAUUGUGGCUGCAGGAAAAAGAAUAGCAGGUGAUGCAACUCAUCUCCCACCUGUGAAUGGUUCAGUUCAGCCUAAAAAGAAAAUGACAAAGCACUGUUUCUUCUGUGGAAAGAAAACUGGAUUAGCGACUAGCUAUGAAUAUGUGGAAACAACUUCUGUGCAACUCACCGCUAUGCAGAGACUCACACAUGUACUUAUGACUACAAGAAUGCAGGGCGGAGGUACUUGCAGGAGGCCAAUCCUGUGGUCAGUGCACCAAAGCUUCCCAAAAUCUGAGCAUGAUUUUAUGGCAUGCAUCUGUCUGCCAGAGGAGCCUUAUUACACAGAGAGAAGUAGCGAUGGUUUAGACUGCUUCUUUUGCCAUGCUCCAAAUCUAAAGAUUGCCAACUAACAAAAUCAUAUGAGGCUGCAUAAUACUGAAGAAUAAUGUGAACACUACUGUAGCUGACACCAUUUAUUCUUGAGUGAAUCAAAAAAUUUAAAAAAGUAGUUUUUGAAAAUGUACAUUCUGAUUUAACUAUUAUUAUAUGUCUUGUGUUAAGUGUUUUAUAUUUUCCAAAUGCUCUUUCACUAGACGAGUCUUUUAAAAGAUGCACUUUACUAAGAUUUAAUAUAAAUUUUAUAAUGAGACUUGAGGAGGUUCUGUAAUGAGGGUGUCAUGUAAUCUCUUCUAUGUUCUACCUUGGUUUUUGUCCAUUCUGGGGUGCAAGUUAUUUUCGUAUAAAUUUUCCCAGCACAUCAAGCCUUACCCUUUCAGAGUUUAGAAAGUGCUCUAUCGGCUGCACUAGGUUCCAUUCAGAUGGUCAGCCAUACAUACAUUGUGUGAUCCAGUCUCAAAUAACAUAUCAUGUUAAUCCUGCUAUUUCUUAGGAGGCGGUUGUUCUUUCGUUUUCACAUUUUUACAAAAGAAAAAGUUUACCUUGCCCUCAAAUAGAAGAGACAACUUAUUUUACCUUUUUGUAAUUCCCUUUUUCAAAAGACUGGGUUUGUUAAAAACGUUGAGUGCUGUUACUAGGGGGGCCGAGGGGAAUCUAUUAAAAUUAAAUUUUCAUGCAGUUAUAAACAGAGCAACUGACUUCUACAGUUUUACAGGCUGAUGGCAAGUAGGAGCAAUGAUUAAGAAGCUAUGCCAUUGUUUAUCCCAUUUAAACAUAUGAAAGCCGGCAGACUGCAGAGAGUGCUGUACUGCAAGGCAAUUUCAAAGUAUCCCAGCUAGGUUGCAGGUUCCGUCAGAAUCUUCACAUGCCAUCCUCCUGACGCUUACGCCUUUUUCUGGCAUUCCUCAUUGAACAUUUUUGGCUUUCUCAGAAAUGUUGAAUCCACCAGCAGCCUUGAUCUCCUUUCCACUUUCAUUCACCAUAAUAUGGAGGGGAUUUUAGUGACUGUUAACACUGUCUUUUCUUCCUUUCCCCCCCUUCCUUUAGCAGAAACAUAACUGUACUUUCGCCGAAUUGCCUGUCGGUUGCUGGAAGUUUUUACUUACCUCUGCUUAUCUGCCGUUGCAUUUAUUUCUGGAAAUAUAUGUGCAGCUGGCAAUGUGUAGGAUUCCUAAGAGCAUGAGGACUCUGUUCCUUUUUCGCCACUUUCAGGAGGCCUGAAACAUGGCUGCAAUUUGGUGCAACCGGUCUACUCGGUACAUUAAAGAACGUGAAAUGAUA
Molecule: messenger RNA, 4145 nt
Organism: Podarcis muralis (Common wall lizard)
Lineage: Eukaryota; Metazoa; Chordata; Lepidosauria; Squamata; Lacertidae
Source: RefSeq, a predicted model, not a curated record